AUGGUUAAUUCAAAUAAAGUUAUCAUAGUUCUAAGUGGAAAAAGAAAAAGUGGGAAAGAUUAUAUUGCAGAUAAAAUUUUUAACAAGAUUGGUAACGAUACUUGUGUGCAAAUUAAAUUGGCAAAUCCUAUUAAAAUGCAUUUUUCAAAGAAAUUUGGACUAAAUUUUGAAGAGCUGAUAACAUCUUCUCCUUACAAAGAAGAAGUGCGUAAAGAAAUGAUACUCUGGGGGAAUGAACAGCGACUUACUGAUCCUUUUGUGUUUUGCAAAAUGAUUACAAAUGAUGCAGUAAGCUCAAGAAAAAACGUUUGGAUUUUAACAGAUGCAAGAUUGCGAACUGAUGUUGAAUAUUUUAAAAAAUAUGCAAUAAAAAAUAAUUUUCACUUUAUUUGCUUAAGAGUUGUUGCUGAUGUGCCAACACGGCAACUAAGAGGCUGGACCUUUGUUGAAGGAGUUGAUGAUAUAUCUUCUGAAUGUGGUUUAGAUGAUUACAGUGAUUGGGAUUUUGUUUUUUUAAAUUCAAGUGGAGAUAAUAUUGAACAUAAUAUUGAAAGUUUUUGUUCUAAAGUUAAGGCUUUGCUUUUAAAAGAAUAA
Messenger RNA from Hydra vulgaris (swiftwater hydra), 594 nucleotides. Its product is annotated as phosphomevalonate kinase. Lineage: Eukaryota; Metazoa; Cnidaria; Hydrozoa; Anthoathecata; Hydridae. Gene Ontology annotation, biological process: isopentenyl diphosphate biosynthetic process, mevalonate pathway; cholesterol biosynthetic process. Gene Ontology annotation, cellular component: cytoplasm. Gene Ontology annotation, molecular function: phosphomevalonate kinase activity. The record is from RefSeq and is a predicted model, not a curated record.